AUGGGCCCCCAAGAUCAGCUCCGCCUGGAUAUCAAGAUCAUCGGCGCCGGGAUAGCAGGCCUCGCCUGUGCCCUCUCCCUCCGACGUAAAGGCCACAGUGUCACCGUCUACGAGUCCAACGACAAGCUAUCCGAGUUUGGCGCUGGUCUGCAGCUGUACUCGAACGCAACCCGUGUCAUCUAUCAUUGGGGUCUGCAGGAUGACUUCCUCAAGGUCGUCAACCAGCCAAAGGUUAACCAUGUCAGAAGAUACAGCAACGAGGUCAUUCGCGAGGUCGCACAUAACCCGGUUACCGAGUGGGAGUACGGCUUCCCGCAAUGGGUAAUCUACCGGCCCGACUUGCAGGCUCUGCUGGCCAAGGCGGCUCUUGAUGCUGGAGUGGUAAUCCGCUUUGGGUGCGCUGUGAGCGACAUAGAUGCCGAAGAAGGCACAAUGAGCAUCCCAGGAGAUGGGACGAAGCUCACGGCCGACCUCAUCAUCGGCGCAGACGGCAUUCGGUCGCGGAGUCGCAAAACACUGACAGACAUCGAAGCCCGAGCGUUUUCGGAAGAUGCCUUCCGCGCCUUGAUUCCCAAGGAGAAGAUGCUGCAAGACCCCGAGACUGCCGAUCUGAUGGUCGGACUUCAGUCGGUAGCCUGGGUCGGGCCUGGUCGCGCGGUCCUAGGCUACCCUGUCGCAGGCGGUGAGCGGUACAAUAUUUUGCUCUGCGUUGUACGCCCCAGCGAAGCAGAGGUGGGAAAGUGGAACCAGCCCGGUGACCUCGACGAAGUACGGCAGCACCUGACCAAGUGGUGUCCGUUGGUGAGGAAGUGCUGGUCGCUCGUCGACAGCUGUGCGAAGUGGACGCUGGGCGAUGUGCCACCCAUUCCGAGCUACGUCAGCAAGAGCGGAAAGUUCGUGCUGGUGGGUGACGCCGCCCACGCCAUCGUACCGCACGCGGGACAAGGCGCAGCCCAAGCCCUCGAAGACGCCGCAGCGCUCGCAGAGUUCCUCGACCCGACCACCCUCAGGGAAUCUCGGCAUCUCGCCCAGCGCAUGCGCGCUUUCAGCUCCUUCAGGCAAGCACGCAUGGAGAACAUCCGACGUAUGGCUUUCGGGAAUGCACGGUUAUUCACCAUGGAAAACGGGCCAGAGCAAGAGAAACGAGACCAGAUAUGGGGAGCCAUGACAGCAGCCUGGAAGAAAGAGCUCGCCGAGCUGGGCGAAGAAGGGUAUAGGGCGAGAGCAAAGGGUGUCGUGCCUGACCAAGACCUCAAGGACAUGAGGACACCUGCGGCAAGGAUGUAUGCCUAUGGGUAUGAUGUGAUCACUGAGGCGAAGAGAGUGGUAGGGAGUACGAUCGUCAACUAG
Molecule: messenger RNA, 1350 nt
Organism: Anthostomella pinea
Lineage: Eukaryota; Fungi; Ascomycota; Sordariomycetes; Xylariales; Xylariaceae
Source: the annotation of a GenBank genome assembly